Limulus polyphemus (Atlantic horseshoe crab) is the source of this 4455-nucleotide messenger RNA. Its product is annotated as WD repeat-containing protein 47-like. Gene Ontology annotation, molecular function: protein binding. Bases 252 to 1406 code for a protein of 384 amino acids. The record is from RefSeq and is a predicted model, not a curated record. The transcript is spliced from 8 exons. NCBI's taxonomy places the organism in Eukaryota, Metazoa, Arthropoda, Merostomata, Xiphosura, Limulidae.
GAAGACUAUAGCUGUAGCGAACUGUACAUGUCAAACACGGACCGUUGGAAACAGGGAACUGUUUUAUUUAGUCUCGACUAACAGAAUAGUGUUUGAAGACUAUAGCUGUAGCGAACUGUACAUAUCAAACACGGGCCGUUGGAGACAGGGAACUGUUUUAUUUAGUCUCGACUAAGCACAUGAGGUUUUGAUAAAAAAAAAGAGUCCAGCAAUCUCCGUUCUUUCCUCGGACUUUGCAAUUCAGCGUCACGAUGUCCAGAUUGUUUUGUCCAACUCAUGGAAGAAACGUACACUUUCGUCUCUGUAGCCAGCGAGAGGCAUUGAAAGGAAAACUUGUUAGGCUGGAAGAUUUGGCACUUCAUCACGAUCUUGGACAAUCCAACAAACAUCAUGGGAACGAUGCUGCUGACCACAAGCCCAAGUUUAUCCCGGUAACAAAACAAGCAGAUGACCAACCCAUUAGGGCUGCUGAAUUUCAUCCAAAUGGACAAUUUUACGCAACUGGAGCUAAUUCUAUGGCCUUACAAAUCUGUGCUUAUCCCAAAACGUAUGAACUAAGAGAAAACUACGAGACACAUGAGCCAACUGUUCUGAUGAAAAGAAAAAAACACCACAAGGGUUCUAUCUAUUGCCUAGCUUGGAAUGGAACAGGCGACUUGCUAGCGACAGGUUCCAGUGAUAAGACAAUCAAAUUAACGAGAUUCAAUCAGGAAGUCUGUAAUAUUGAGGGUAGCGCCGCGGAGCUGACGAUGCAUAAAGGAACAGUACGGGACUUGUGCUUCAUGGAAGACCUCAGUAACAGAUCCAGUUUACUCAUCAGUGGUGGCGCUGCUGACAAUAAAAUCUUUAUAACGGACUGUGAAACGGGAAUGUCAUCUAAAUUUCAAAAUAAUUUCCAAGGUACAAUCUUAUCCUUGUACACGUGGGGAGGCGCCAUGUUUGUCAGCGGUUCUCACGACAAAACAAUUCGUUUGUGGGAUUUACGAUCACGAGGCUGUGUGAACGUGAUAUCUUCUCCAUCCGCUUCCGGUGCUGGGCCAGGCAGUCCAGUCGCCUCAGUGUGUGUUGAUCCAUCAGGACGGCUGCUUGUUUCUGGCCACGAUGAUUCUACGUGUAUGUUGUAUGACGUCACAGGCGGGAAGAUAAUUCAAUGCUUUCAGCCUCAUUCUGCAGAAAUUCGAACCAUUCGUUUCUCCCCCAAGGCUUACUAUCUGCUAACGGGAUCUUACGACCACAAAGUUGUCCUAUCAGAUUUACAAGGUGAUCUCUCUCAGCCAAUUCCAAACGUUGUAGUAGCAGAACAUGAAGAUAAGGUAAUUCAAGCUCGCUGGCAUCCCACCGAUUUUUCAAUCCUUACUACCAGCGCUGAUAAGAGCGUCAUCUUGUGGGGAUUAUCUACGAACUGAAUGUUGCCCGUCACGGCAAAGUCUGCGGUGCUCGUUACGUACGUUUAAGGAAAAAAUUCAUCGGCGUUAAACUGAAAUAUGUUGUUGCUGUUUUUAACCAGCAGUAAACUAAUUCACCAAAUAUUAAUUUGUAGGGCCUAUCUAUCUAUCUAUAUAUAUAUUCAAACUAAGCUUUUUCUUUUCAUAACAGCACAAAUGGAGUAGUAAAGAGAAACGGUGGGUACGUGACUUAACCGACCCCACCCCUCCACACUGUUACAUGUUCACUCAAGCCUUAAAAGAGGGCACCAAAUCUAAACAUCGGGUCCUCCGGUAGAAUAGCGGUAAGUCUAAGGACUUACAAUGUUAACUUUACAAACUAUUGUGUUACUCGUUCCCCCAGUGGGAGUCUUGCAUUCAGGGUUCGAUUCCCUGUGGUGGACAGAGCGCAGGUAGCUUGUUGUGUAACUUUGCGCUAAAACAAUCAAACAAACAAACACUGUACUAUCCAGAAUCUCAGCUAAAAAACUAUAACUUACCAAAUAAGAUAAAACUUCAACAGGUCGCCACAAAAUGAAGCGUGUCUCAGCAUAGAAAUUAUAACUUGCCAAAUAAGAAAUAAAACUUCAACAGAUCGCCACAAAAUGAAGCGUGUCUCAGCUAAGAAAUUAUAACUUACCAAAUAAGAAAUAAAACUUCAACAGGUCGCCACAAAAUUAAGCGUGUCUUAGCUAAGAAAUUAUAACUUACCAAAUAAGAAAUAAAACUUCAACAGAUCGCUACAAAAUGAAGCGUAAUUUAAAACAACCAGCAGCACAAAAUGAAAAUCGUUUUCAUUCAACUACACCUAACAGUCGAGUUGAUAUAAAUUAUAACAGAAAAGUAUGGUUCACUUCCUUUCAGAGUUUUGAAAAACAAAAAAAAACUGAUUUUCGAGUUCAUAUUAUUCAACUACACAUUUUGUACAUAAGUGAUCGUUAGAACCGACCUUGAUUUUCAGUUUAAUAACAAGUUAGACACUUAGUAAGAAGCGCCACUUUUUACUUUAUAUUGUUAAAUAGUGUUAAUAAAUAUAAAUCUUGACUGCAUUAUCCGGAUCUUGUAUAGCAACAACAUGGAAAUAUAAAUCUGACCGCGUCUUCCGGGAUCUUGUAUAGCAACAACAUGGAAAUAUAAAUCUGACCAUUAUUUCACGUAGGAAAAUUAAAGAUAUAGUGGGAUUUCGUAUGUUGAUUGGUGUGGUUUUAAAGUAGGCAAACACACUUGAAUAUUUUCAUUUUUCUUGUUAAAUUAACAGAUUUCUUACUCGUUUUCUCGGGCUGAAUUGCGGAAAGUUGACAUAAUCUCACGUCAGAUACAAAACUCAUUUCAUAACGAGCUGAAAACUGCAGUUCCCAACAAUGUCAGUUCUCAUCAGCAAAGUUAGGUUGGUCAAUCAUAGAAAUUGUUAUCCAGUGACGUUAGGCGUAGAAAAUGAAUCAGAAUAGUUUUUAGAUGAAAAUGUAUCAUUGCAAUAUUUCCUUUCGAAAGCGAAUGUGGGACUAUUUAACUUUCUAGUAAUUAAAUUUAGCUGUCAGAUGCUAAAUUGGCUACUAAAUAAUACUACAUUCACGUGUGUUAAAGAAGAGUUUCCUACAGUGUGCCUCCCAGUGACACAGCGGAAUGUCUGCGGACUUACAACACUAGAAACCGGGUUUCGAUACCCGUUGUGGACAGAGCACAGAUAGCCCAUUGUGUAGCUGUGUGCUUAACUUGAAAUAAACAAACAAUCCUACAGUGUGGGGCCCGCCCCCUAGGGGGCACAAAUGAUCUCUUGGGGGCACGAGUGACUAGGAUGGAGCCAGUUGUGGAAUAAUGUAAAAUUAAGCAUUAUAAUACAUUUUUAUUAUUGAAAGUAGUAAUUAAUUACUACAACACAUAUAGCAUUUUACUGUGUAUUCGUUUAUUAUAUUUCGUCACUCAUUUAAGAAAAAGAAAAGAGGGGUGCGCGCAAGAAAACAUAUUUAGUAAAGGGAGGGACGUGGACGACAAAAGAUUAGGAAACGCUGGAGUAAGAAAUGGAUUAACUUUAAUUAAAUAUUUAAUACACUAAUAUUUUUAGAGAACGCUGCUGUAUAGCAAAAAUACGAAUUGUUACCCCAUAUAAACAGUUGCUUUUCAUACUUUUUCUGCACAAACAACUGUUUCACGACAAUCAUAACACUAACCUGGAUCAGUAAUAAGCUGUCUUUCCCAACGAGAUAUGACACCAAGAUCGUCAAAUAUUCAAUCAACUUUGAUUCACUAGGUGUCGUUAUUCUACCCUCUCCUCCCCCCAUUAUUAAAUAAAUUCUAAAUAAUAACUUCCGAUCAGAGUAAGCUAUGUACUUAGGGCUAAGUUCAAAAUCAACCUUCCCAUCAGCAUAACUAAUUAAAUAGUUUUAUUACAUUUAUACUUAUAAAGCUUAAAAUGCAUUGUUUCAUUGUUUCGUUGUUAAAUGUAUUUUCGGCCGUAAUCCCAAAAGCAGAACGAGGUUGACCUGCUUAAAAGAUUUAGGUUAUUCUUAAAUACAUAUUUUAAGUUAACGAUGCAAAAUAAUCUUUAUGAUAAAAGUAUAAUAAUAAACAAUAAAUCAAAAUUGAAAAUUGAAAAUUAACGACUGUUAGUGUUUCAGAGACACUGACACUAUACAGACACUAUAAAGACAGAGACACUAUAUGUUCUUUAUAAAUCACUCUCCGGGAAUUGUGUCUAAUUCAAUAAGGAAAUUUACAUAUUUGAUGACCUCUGGUGGCUCGGGGGUUUAAGUUUAAGGGCUUAUAACACUAAAACUCGGUUUUCAAUACCCGCGGUUUGUUGAGUACCGAUUGCCUAUUGUGUAACAUUGCGUUUAACAACAAACAAAUAUGUACAUGUUUACAUACUGGCAUAUAGUUUAGUUUUUGUCUGUCGCAACAAUAUCUUAGACAAUUGAGUAGUUUUGUUGGUAAUUAUAUUGGUGGAGUUAUAUAAUAAAACUAUUUUUACAUUCCUGUUUAUUUGUUGUUAAGCGCAAUGCUACAGAAUGGGUUAUUUGUGCUGUACCCACCA